Molecule: messenger RNA, 2302 nt
Organism: Menidia menidia (Atlantic silverside)
Lineage: Eukaryota; Metazoa; Chordata; Actinopteri; Atheriniformes; Atherinopsidae
Source: the annotation of a GenBank genome assembly
GGGGCGCUCGUUGGAGGCACCAACUGUGGGACAAAUAGGGAAGAGACAUUUUCUUUUCUACAGUAUUAUGAAUGAAUGUUCUUGGAUGUUUGCUUGAUCGUGUGAUAAUUGAACAUUACCGGUUGCAUUUCCAACGAGCUGAACCAGGCUCAUGUAAACUAGCUCAAAAUGUCUGCUAGCGCUGUGUAUGUCUUGGAUUUAAAAGGAAAGGUCCUGGUAUGCCGAAAUUACCGGGGAGAUGUGGAUAUGUCCGAGAUCGAGCAUUUCAUGACCCUCCUGAUGGACAAAGAGGAGGAGGGGACGCUCUCUCCAAUCCUGGCUCACGGGGGUGUCCGUUUCAUGUGGAUCAAACACAACAAUCUUUACCGUAUCCAUAUUGGUCCCUGCAUUGUUAUUGUGCUCAAGUGUAUUGUCAACACAGUGGUUGCAACAUCCAAGAAGAACGCCAGUGUCUCCCUGGUUUUCUCCUUCUUGUACAAAAUUGUUCAAGUGUUUUCAGAGUACUUUAAAGAGUUGGAAGAAGAGAGCAUAAGAGAUAAUUUUGUCAUCAUAUAUGAACUGAUGGAUGAACUGAUGGACUUUGGUUAUCCUCAGACCACUGACAGCAAGAUUCUGCAAGAAUACAUAACCCAGGAGGGACACAAGCUAGACACCGGCGCCCCGCGACCCCCCGCCACAGUCACCAACGCCGUCUCCUGGAGGUCAGAGGGUAUCAAGUACAGGAAAAAUGAGGUUUUCCUGGACGUCAUUGAGUCAGUCAACCUCCUGGUUAGUGCCAAUGGCAACGUUCUACGCAGUGAGAUCGUUGGCUCCAUUAAGAUGCGCGUUUUCCUGUCUGGAAUGCCCGAGCUGCGCCUGGGCCUGAACGACAAGGUUCUGUUUGAAAACACUGGACGAGGAAAGAGUAAAUCAGUCGAACUGGAGGACGUCAAGUUCCAUCAGUGUGUGCGUCUGUCUCGCUUCGAGAACGACCGCACCAUCUCCUUCAUCCCCCCCGAUGGAGAGUUUGAGCUCAUGUCCUACCGCCUCAACACUCACGUAAAGCCCUUGAUCUGGAUUGAGUCUGUUAUUGAGAAGCACUCCCACAGUCGGAUCGAGUACAUGAUCAAGGCAAAGAGCCAGUUCAAAAGGCGGUCCACAGCCAACAACGUGGAAAUUCACAUUCCUGUGCCAACGGACGCAGACUCACCCAAAUUCAAGACCACAGUGGGCAGCGUGAAGUGGGUGCCUGAGAACAGCGAGAUCGUCUGGUCAAUCAAGUCUUUCCCAGGAGGCAAAGAGUAUUUGAUGCGAGCCCACUUCGGUCUCCCGAGCGUGGAGGCAGAGGACAAAGAGGGGAAGCCACCAAUUAGUGUCAAGUUUGAGAUCCCGUACUUCACCACCUCAGGGAUCCAGGUGCGUUACCUGAAGAUCAUUGAGAAGAGUGGCUACCAGGCCCUGCCGUGGGUGCGCUACAUCACCCAAAAUGGAGAUUACCAGCUCCGGACUCAGUAGGCAGCGCCUCAGCCGGCAGUAGGCAGGUGGAAAUCACGAUGGGGUGGAGUCAAGCUGUUAAUGUGCUAUCAAUAGCAGGUGGCAGUCAUGAGACCAGAAGACUGUCAGUAUCAACUUUUAUUGUCUAGUUCUGUAUUCGUUAAAGCUCUAUUCCUUCAUGAUCAAUGCAAAUGUUAGACGGAGCCUUCGGUCAAACGAGGCUCAAAGAUGAUUAUGUUUUACUUCUGUGUGCCUCCUGAUAAGACGGAGACCAAGGAGCACAGCAGUGAUGUUUACAUCCACAUGCACAGUGCAGAGCUGCACUGUCACUAUGAAAUUGUUCUAUCUCCGUGGGUCAAAUGGCUGGGACGAGUGUGUUACAAUUCUCAUUUUAAAGUUACUGUAAUCACCUGCUCACAGGUCAGCAAACACUCAUUCAGUCUGAGUAUAUCUUUUGUAUGAAGCUGCUUUGUUCUGCCACAAUUCCUAUCUCUCGACUGUCUGUAUAUAUUUGUUACACGUUAAUGAGCUCAAAUUCAGUGUUAUUAGUUCUAUAACUGUAAAUUGAAAGCAAAAUUCUUUUCCAUGUAUAUUUUUAUUUCCGUUUGAUGCCAUCGACAUAGGCCAGAGCACUGCCUUCCUGCUUGGCUGUUGAGUUUUUUUUUUGUUUGUUUUUUCCCCAUUUGACUCUUCCGAUGUUCAGCUUCCCCAAAUAUAUUAAACGCAGGGAGUAUAAGCAGCACCUGAAGCACCCCAACACCUGCUCUCAUUCUGUCCGUCUGUAACCAUGACCUUUUCAAUCAUUAAAUAUCUAUUUAGAGAAAACGUC